Messenger RNA from Suhomyces tanzawaensis NRRL Y-17324, 993 nucleotides. RefSeq names its product histone deacetylase (gene HST2). The record is from RefSeq and is a predicted model, not a curated record. Gene Ontology annotation, molecular function: NAD+ binding; histone deacetylase activity, NAD-dependent. The transcript has a single exon. Bases 1 to 993 code for a protein of 330 amino acids. Lineage: Eukaryota; Fungi; Ascomycota; Pichiomycetes; Serinales; Debaryomycetaceae.
AUGACUGCUUCCAAAUUGGCCCCUUUGGUCAAUGCCAUUAAAGAAAACAAGAAGGUCACCUUCUUCACGGGUGCCGGAACUUCCACCAGUGCUGGGAUUCCUGACUUCAGAAGUCCCAAGACAGGAUUGUAUGCCAAUCUAGCCAAGCUCAAUCUUCCGUAUGCGGAGGCUGUCUUUGACAUCGACUACUUCAGAGAGAACCCAGGUGCAUUCUAUACGCUUGCAUCAGAACUCUACCCGGGAAACUUCCCUCCCACCAAAUUCCACUACUUGAUAAGGUUGUUGCAGGACAAGAAACUAUUGAAGAGAGUGUACACCCAGAACAUCGAUACGUUGGAAAGGCUUGCUGGUGUGGAUGAGGACUACUUGGUCGAAGCACACGGUUCGUUCGCUAAGAACCACUGCAUUGACUGCUCUGAAGCAAUGUCGACUGACGAACUCAAAAAGCAGAUGAACAAUAAAGAAGUCAACAAGGGUAUCCCCACUUGCGCCAAAUGUAAGGGUCUUGUCAAACCCGACAUUGUUUUCUUUGGCGAAGGCUUACCCGAGAGAUUCUUCAAGUUGUGGGCAGAGGAGGCUGACGACGUUGAGAUUGCUAUUGUAGCUGGUACGUCACUUACCGUCUAUCCCUUUGCAAGUUUGCCAGGAGAAGUUGACAAGAAGGCCUUGAGAGUUUUGGUCAACAAUGAGUUGGUAGGUGCAUUUAAAGCCAAAAAGAGGAAGUCUGAUAUCUGGGUCAAAGAAUGUGACAAGUUUGCUGAAGACUUAUGUGCUGAACUUGGUUGGAGCGACCAGUUGGAAGCAUUGGUCAAACAAACCAAGGAUGUUUCUGAAGAAAAAGAGCCAGUGCAAGACGAUCAGAAACAGAAGGCCACACCAUUAUCGAGUGGCGAAGAGGCGGAAAAGAUAGCUCAAGAAAUUGAUUCAGAAUUAGAGGAGUAUACUGACGCUUUGGAAUCCUUAGAUGAAGAGGUUAGUAAGCUUAAGAUAUGA